Molecule: messenger RNA, 1776 nt
Organism: Manduca sexta (tobacco hornworm)
Lineage: Eukaryota; Metazoa; Arthropoda; Insecta; Lepidoptera; Sphingidae
Gene: Gorab
Product: RAB6-interacting golgin
Exons: 4
Coding region: 135-1163 (342 amino acids)
Biological process (GO): non-motile cilium assembly
Source: RefSeq, a predicted model, not a curated record
AGUUAUAUUGUCUUUGAUACCUGUUGAAUGAAUACAUUCUUCCGUACCUACACGUCAAAUGUGUUGAGGUCACAAUUUUUUUUUAUAUAAAAUAAAUAUUAAAUGGGCUACAUAAAAAAGUAAAUUAUUACUUAAUGAAAAUGUCUACAUUUACGGGUUUCAGUGAAGAAGAUUUGAAGCGAAUAAAAUCCGGAGAAACCGGCAAUGAGAACAAUGUUCCACCAGUUAGCAAUAUUGGAGCCAAAAAAGUGGGAAAGAUUUCUAUCAAACCUUCAAGGCCUACAUAUAAGUACAAAUCACCCGUCUUACAAAAACAGAGCUCAGAUGAUGCCAUAGAUGAAACACAAUUUGAUAAAUGUAAACUAAGUAUAAGAACACCAACCUCACCAGUUUGUGAUAAUAUACUUAACAAUAAGAAUAAAAAUAUGGAACAUAAUGGCGAUUUGCAUAAUAAUAAUGUCAUAGAUGCUGAGGAAUAUGUGAAUAAUGAAGUAAAAGAAACAGUAAGUGAUUCUGAAGAAAAUAAAGAGAAUAAAAGUGUCCAUGAAGUAAACACUACAGUGAAACCGGAUAUUGUGAGAGGUGUGGAGAAUUAUACAGAAGAUGAGAUAGCGAGUCACAGAGCGAAAAUGGAAGACUUACAGUUGAAACAGAAGAUCAUGGAGGAGCAGAACAAGAAGAGGAAAGAAAUGCUGGCUAAAGCAUUGGCUGAUAGGACAAAACAAACAGCAGAGGAGGUACAAAGGCUAGAGAAAAUAAAGAAAGAAUUACAAGUAUUGGAUGGACAAUUUUCUCAAGAUGUUGCUGUGUUACGGAAAAAGAUUGAUCAAGCUUGCCUGACGUAUAGUGAAGCAGAGAAACAUUAUCUCAAAGUGGAAAAAGAGUUUCUGCAAGCAAAAAUAAAUUUACAGAAAGAGAAAGAGAAGAAGGAGUUACUAACUGAACAUUUGUGUGCUUUAAUCACUCAUAAUGAGACACGGAAGGCACAGAAACUCGAGACUUUGAUGCUAGAACUAGCUACAGACAAAAACAAAGAGUUGAAUGAAAUGAUUGGUGAUAGAAGUAAGGAAAUUAAUGAAAUGGCCACUGAUGAUGAGAACCCGGUGAUCAUUGAUGGAGUUGAUGAGAAAACGGGUAAAAUGGUCGAGAUUGCGAACAGUUGAGAUUAUAUUUCAUUUGAUUACUUAACUAAAUAUACUCGAAUUGCUAUUGUUCAUGUUAUAGAAAUUACUUAUUUAAGUUCCCAACCCGGUACUGUUGUAAUGUAAAAACGCAACGGCUCUUUGAGACAUGUUCGAUAUUAUUUCGUAUAUUUCUAAUGUCCAUGUUCCGCUACCAUUACGAAACCUUUAAUUAAUUAGUUCCGAUUUAUUAAAUUAUCAAUAUUUUUAAUGUAUUAUUUGUUCAAGAUUUAAAGUUAUUAGAGCCAAAAUAAUAAUUUGACAAAGCAAUUGUAGGUGAUAGUUAAUUCCAAUUACUUUAUUAAGACUACAUUAAUAUCAAACAUGAUUAUCUUGAAACAAUAUAAUGUGCCUUAUGUGUUUGUACCUUGUCUUAUCGAAUUCUCGUGAUAACAGUUGUGUGAAACAUGACAAUAAUUAAUCGAUUAAUUAAAUGAUUAAUUGGUAUUAUUAAAUAUAAAAUUCUAUAGAAUUUAUUAGGCCAGUCCUAGUUAUAAUUACGCCAAAUGUAUAAAUUAUUUUAAUUAUUUUUGUAUCUAUUUUAAUACAAGUAUCUAAUGUUAAGGUUAUAAUAAAAGCAUUAUUAAUUUUACAA